AUGGAGGGUAGCGGCCAAAGCAACUCCGGAGACCGGCUGGCUGCGGCAGUCCACCCAUCGGGCAGGCAGGACGCCCCCACGGUGGGGGAGAGCACCCAACUGCUGGGCGUGCAGGUCGCCCUGAUCGCCGCGUACGCCGUCAUCAUCCUUCUGGGUCUGGUGGGCAACUCGCUGGUCAUCCACACCAUCGUGAAAUACAAAACCAUGCGCACAGUCACUAACUUCUUCAUCGCUAACCUGGCGCUGGCUGAUCUCCUGGUGGACACACUCUGCCUGCCUUUCACGCUAAUCUACACGCUGCAGGGCGAGUGGAAACUGGGGCCAGCGCUCUGCCACCUCGUCCCAUACGCACAGGCCCUGAGUGUGCACGUCUCCACGCUAACCCUGACCGUGAUCGCCCUGGACCGGCACCGCUGUGUCGUCCGUCACCUCGACAGCCGCAUCUCCAGAACGGGUAGUUUCGCCGUCAUCGCUGCCACCUGGCUGGUAUCGGCCGUGCUGGCCACGCCGCUGGCGAUCUUCCGAGAGUACAAGCUGGUCGAGCUGUGGCCCCUGCAGGUGCGGGUGGCGGUCUGCUCCGAGAAAUGGCCCCGGGGAGACAACCGGGACGCCUCUAUCUACAGCCUGGCCAUGUUCGUGCUUCAGUACGCGCUGCCGCUUCUCCUUAUCAGCUACGCCUACGCCAGGAUCUGGAUUAAGCUGAAGAAACACGCCAGCCCGUGCCUGGGCAGGGACGCCCAGUACCGACGCAGCAAGACCACCAAGAUGUUGGUGAUGGUGGUGGUGGUGUUCGCCGUCUGCUGGCUGCCCUUCCACGUCUUCCAGCUCCUCAGCGACCUGGACGGGCGCUUCCUGCGCUUUCACGACUACAAGCUUGUCUACACCAUCUUCCAUGUUCUCGCCAUGGGCUCCACCUUCGCCAACCCCCUCCUCUAUGGAUGGAUGAACAGCAACUUCCGCCAUGGCUUCGUACGCUUCUUCCGCUGCGACUGCCGUCGAGGGGGUGCCCUCACCGCCGAGGCCUCGGUCCGGACGCGGCUGCACCCGUUCCGGGCGGAGUUGCACGAUGGCGGCCUGUGGAACAUCGCUAACACCCAUGUUUAG
Messenger RNA from Hypanus sabinus (Atlantic stingray), 1104 nucleotides. RefSeq names its product neuropeptide Y receptor type 2-like. The record is from RefSeq and is a predicted model, not a curated record. The transcript has a single exon. NCBI's taxonomy places the organism in Eukaryota, Metazoa, Chordata, Chondrichthyes, Myliobatiformes, Dasyatidae. The coding region runs from base 1 to 1104 and encodes 367 amino acids. Gene Ontology annotation, molecular function: neuropeptide Y receptor activity. Gene Ontology annotation, biological process: G protein-coupled receptor signaling pathway. Gene Ontology annotation, cellular component: membrane.